AUGGGUCGUGACGAUACACGCAUCUACGUCGGGAAUCUGCCGUCUGAUGUCCGCGAGAAGGACAUAGAAGAUAUUUUUGCGAAAUAUGGAAAAAUUCGAUUUGUGGACAUCAAGGGAGGCCGUGGCCCGCUUUAUGCUUUUGUUGAGUUUGAAGAUUAUCGUGAUGCUGAAGACGCUGUUCGUGGAAGAGAUGGCUAUGAUUUUGAUGGAUGCCGCAUUCGGGUGGAAUUUACUCGCGGAGUUGGUCCACGCGGACCGGGUGGACGUCCAAUGAAUCCUCUUUACGCGAGAGAAUGGCCAACUCCACGACGCGGUGGACCACCAUCGCGGCGCUCAAAUUUCCGUGUCAUUGUUGAGGGCCUUCCACCGACCGGAUCAUGGCAGGAUUUGAAGGAUCAUUUACGAGAAGCAGGAGACGUUUGUUAUGCCGAUGUUGCUCGUGAUGGAACAGGUGUGGCUGAGUUCACACGAUAUGAUGAUAUGAAGUACGCAGUGCGCAAACUUGACGAUACAAAGUUCCGUUCUCAUGAGGGUGAGACCGCGUACAUCCGCGUCCGUGAGGACAUAAGCGGUGUCGGUCGUAGCCGCUCGAGAAGUCGUUCUCGCAGUCCUCGUCGCUCAUCACCGAGGUACAGUCCUCGUCGCUCGCGCUCGCGCAGCCGCUCACCGUCGCACUCUCCAUCACGCUCUCGCAGCCGCUCACCGCACGAAUAG
This is a messenger RNA of Ostertagia ostertagi, 714 nucleotides long. NCBI's taxonomy places the organism in Eukaryota, Metazoa, Nematoda, Chromadorea, Rhabditida, Trichostrongylidae. The record is from the annotation of a GenBank genome assembly.